AUGGCUGCCACUGCCGGAGUGAUACGGUUGUACGCAUGCGUAAGGUAUUGGCCCUACCGAGGAGUUGGUAAGAGUGCUUCAGUGCAUAAUUUGGUAUCAUUUCCAUUGCCCCUGGAUAUAGCACUUUAUAUCUAUUUGUGCAUAGAUAUCCAAGUAGGAAAAAAAAAUUAAUUACAAUCCAAAGACAUUGUAAGUUUUUCUCUAUAGGUUGGCUUUUUAAAUCUGAGGUCUGUUAUGACAAAUAUGGAUGCUUUGACCUUCAUCCGAAUCUUCUGGUGCAGUUUCCACAAGAACCAUCCAAACUUGGAACAUCUUUUCUCCUAUUUACCAGGAAAAACAGUCGGACUGCGAAAAUCAUUGAUGACAGCGAUGUAAACAAGCUCAGAGAUUCAUUUUUCGAGAUUUCCAGACGGACGAUUUUUCUUAUUCAUGGAUUUACAGGUAAAGUCCAGCUUUUACUAAUUCUAAAGCUGAUCAAAUUAAACAUUUAUUACUAA
Molecule: messenger RNA, 497 nt
Organism: Porites evermanni
Lineage: Eukaryota; Metazoa; Cnidaria; Anthozoa; Scleractinia; Poritidae
Source: the annotation of a GenBank genome assembly